AUGACUAGCUCUGAUCUAUAUCCUCUGGGAAGAGGACUAACGGAUUCAGUUCGGUUGGAUGCUCAGCACCUUCUAUGGAAGCUCCAUACUGGAUACACACUUCACCCCAAGAUUUCUAUUACUACAGACAUGAAGAUAGCGGAGGUUGGCACUGGAAAUGCGAUUUGGCUCUUUGACCUCGCCCAGUCGAUGCCACCUACCGUGCAACUGCAUGGCUUCGAUAUCUCGGAGGAGCAAUACCCUCCGAAGCAUAUGUGGCCACGGAAUGUCAAUCUAGCGCUGUUGGACGCAUUCAUGGAUGUCCCUCCCGCACUUGUUGGCCAAUACGAUGUUGUACAUAUCCGGAUGUGGGCGAGUAAUAUACGGGAUGGCAACACCUGGCCGCUGAUUUCACAUUUGCAAAAGUUGCUAAAACCAGGAGGCUACAUCCAGUGGGAGGAGGCAGAUCUCAUCCACCAAUAUGUGAAAGGGCGUAAGGCCCUUGCGUUUGCAGAACAGAUACCAUGUCUAUUUUAG
Aspergillus welwitschiae is the source of this 516-nucleotide messenger RNA. Its product is annotated as class I SAM-dependent methyltransferase. The record is from RefSeq and is a predicted model, not a curated record. The transcript is spliced from 4 exons. The coding region runs from base 1 to 516 and encodes 171 amino acids. NCBI's taxonomy places the organism in Eukaryota, Fungi, Ascomycota, Eurotiomycetes, Eurotiales, Aspergillaceae.